AGGAGCUGAAGGGUGAGUGAGAGAAAGAGAGAGAGUUGACAAAGUUUCUGUCGGGACAGAAACUCAGCGCGAGAACGCAAAGGGGGAUAUCUCUAAAAAAUAUAUAUGCGGGACAUUAUGACAUCCACUUUUUUACAUUUAUGACAACUUUAUAAAGACUUUUCAAAACUUUUCCGUAGGCCGAAACCACUUUCACAAAAGGAGAAAAAACAGGCCAGACCCAAACAAACUUCCAACACUUUUCUUCCUCGAUUGUUUUGAGCGCUCAGAUUUGUUCGCUUCGACGCGCGUGGAAAUGAGCAGUAACCCUCUCCAGCCGUUACCGGGCCAGCAGGUGAUCCACGUCGCCAAAGACCUGGACACGGACCUGGAGGCACUUUUCAACUCCGUCAUGAACCCGCAGCCGAGCUCCUGGAGGAACAAACAUCUGCCCGAGUCCUUCUUCAAGGAGCCGGACUCAGGCUCUCACUCCCGGCAGUCCAGCACGGACUCCAGCGGUCACCCGCCGCGGCUCCAGGUGCAGCACGUCCGCUCGCACUCGUCCCCGGCGUCCCUGCAGCUGCCCGCGGGCGCGCUGAGCGCCGCGACGCCCGCGCGUCAGCACGUCCAUAUUCGCCACCAGUCGAUGGAUGUGGCGGAGGAGCGGCCGAUGCCGCCGGGCUGGGAGAUGGCGUUCACUCCCAACGGACAGAAAUACUUUCUCAAUCACAUUGAGAAGAUCACCACAUGGCAUGACCCCCGAAAGAGCAGGACACCCUCAGUGAAUCAGAUGACUGUCCACAACCAGACCUCCAACAAUGGCAACAUCCAGCAGCGCUCCAUGGCUCUGUCUCAACCCAACCUCGUGCUGAACCAGCAGGCGCAUCAGCAGCACCUGCAGCAGCCCCAGCAUCAGCCCCAGCAUCAGCACCAGCAGCCGCCGCCACAGCAGCAGAGCUCACAGUCUGCUAUGAUGAACAUGAGCGCCCAGCAGCACCAGCAGAAGAUGAGACUGCAGCGCAUCCAGAUUGAGCGAGAGCGCAUUCAGAGGAGACAAGAGGAGCUCAUACGACAGGAGGUGGCGCUCCGACAGCUGCCAAUGGACUCUGAAAAUAUGGCACCUGUGGCACCUUCCAUCAGCUCUCCGGCCAUGACGCAGGGCAACAUGCCUACCAACAGCUCUGAUCCCUUCCUCAACAGUGGGCCGUACCACUCACGAGAGCAGAGCACGGACAGCGGCCUCGGUCUCGGCUGUUACAGCAUCCCCACCACCCCUGAGGACUUUCUGAACAUAGAGGACAUGGACACAGGUGACAACAUGGUGCCGGUCAGUAUGAAUGUUCCCCAGCAGAGCCGUUUCCCAGAUUUUCUGGACUCCAUGCCCGGCACCAAUGUGGACCUGGGCACCUUGGAAGGUGCCGACCUCAUGCCCAUCCUGAAUGAUGUGGAGUCGGUCCUGAACAAGAGCGAGCCAUUUCUGACCUGGCUCUAGAAUCGCAAUCAAAGAGACUUUGAACAUAUAUAGAAAAUGAUUUAAACAAUCUGCUUCUUCUAUUAGUGUCACUUUUGUAAGCAUCAGUUUGUGAUGCUGAGUCAUAGAACAAAACUUACCAAAGUGUUUAGCCUGCGAUUAAAUAAUCACGCUUCAAUGAAAGCCGCAGUGGAGCAAGACUCGUGUGGUUUUCUGUACUGACAUAGGAUAGAUUGAUUCUGAUUUUGUCUAGGGAUGCCUCAAUACUCAAUAUAAUAUUGAACCGUUCGGUACGACCUCCACGGUUCAAUACGUGUAAAUGAAUUGCGGUUUUCCGGUUUUGCGUUAAAUUAUUUGCGUGCGCUCAAUUACACUCUGAACUGGCUCUGUCUGUGUUUAUCUGUAUCUAAUAGCGAGUGGUGGUCGGGCGGUAAAGCGAGGCUGCCUGCAACACGAGAAGCAAUGUGCUGUUGACAGACUUGGGCUGGCUUUAUUGUAUGCCCGUUGUACUAAAGUGAUAAUCUCCGAAUUUGUCACAUCAAGAAUGUAUUUUUACACUGCAUACGAAAGCAGCACGUUCGCCUUGCUCUCACCAAGCACAUGCAGAAAGAGUGUCUACGGCACCAUGCCAAAGUCCAUUUAAUGAAAGUCACUCGGCAGCCUUUCGGACAGCUAUUUACGUCACAGCAAGAGCGCCUCCAGGCAGCUAUUUAGCAUUGCAUUUCUUCCAAUUUAUUGCAAUCGCAGUGGCGCACCUUGUUAAUAUAUUAUCUUUGGCCUUUCCCAUUGAGCGCUAGUGUUUGCACCGCACGUUUACUUCCAUUACAGCAAUUGCAAUUUUUGCAUUACGUUAUUUUAAAUACUCUGAUGUGCAAAACCUCUUCAAGAAGCUAAUUUUACUGGCAUGUUGAUGAACAGUAAAUCAAAAACUGCUGUGAGCGAGGAAUUUGUACAAGUUGAUUUUUGCUUAAAGAUAAUAAAAUAAGUUAAAUAAAGAAAAUUUCUUUAAAAUAGUUUUUUUUCUUAACUUUUUACUGUGCCUGUCACAUAAGCAUAGAACAAUGAAAAAACACUUUAAUGUGCCAAGCCAUCAAAACCGAACCGAAAACCGUGGGUGAAAAACCGAGGUUCGUAUUGAACCGUGGGUGAGCUGUAUUGUUGCAUCCCUAGUUUUGUCACAGGUAAAGCGGCAACCAAACAAUCUCUCUGAUCAUGCUGAAAAAGACUUUUCAAUGUGUUAGUAAAUGUUAGACAGAGAGUCGAGCAUUUACAGCGUGAAUCUCAUGAAACCUGUCAGGAACAGAAAAAAAAACAGAGACAAGAAAUUAUAUGAUAUGAUAUUUUUCAUCAUGGCAUUAUAACUACAAUUUAGCACAUAUCCACCCUAAAAAACUCAUUACCAGAAUGCGAUAAUGUUUUACAUUAAACAUAAUAUUUAAACAUAACAGUGGUAUUUUGUUGAUUUGAACGUGUAGUACAGUUCAUUUACAGUACAAAAUACUGUAAUUUAAUUUAAUCAAUGACUUGGGCUGAAAAUGAGUUGAAUUUGAUAUAAAAAAUAAUGGUUUUGUGUUAUUUGAAUUUUAGCUCAAAAUGUGACGACACAUUUUUAUGAGAUUCACCCUGCGGAGAUGAUUUAAUACAUGAUUCAGUACCAAAUCAAUAGCAGCUGUGUACAUAUAAAACAAAUGACAUUAUAACUUUAUAUCCAGCACUGAAAUAUUUCAGUUUUGUUUUAGAUGUUUGUAUUCACAUUUAUUCCAGUUUAGUUGUUGUGUCAAGCGAGCUUAUGAUGCUACAGUUUGCAUUUGUAGACAAACGUUUUAUAUCAUGUAUGUUUUUUUAUGUACUGCUACAGUAUUCUUGUUUUGUAUACUGUAAAAUACCACCUCUUGACAUCUGGUGCAUUUAAUUAGUUUGCAGUUUAGUAUUUAUCAAGAGCUAUGAACUUUUUAAAAAAUAGUUUUUAGAUUUUUCAUAUCUGUAUAUUAUAUAUUUUUUUUCAUAAAUUUUAAGCACUACAAUACAGCAAGUCUCAGUGAUACUGAUCUGACAAUUGAAGGUUUUAACUUAGUUGCGAUGAUUAUCUUGAAUAAAAGUCUGGUCACUAACACCAUCUGACGGUCAAACAUUCAUCUGACAGGUGAACGAUUUCCCACAAAAUCUUCAUAAAUUAAGAACAUGAGUAUUUUCUGAGAGCAGAGAGAAUUUUUAAUUAUGAAACACUCAAACUGGAUUAUUUUGGGGCCAACACAAGGUUUUCUUUAUUUUAUUAGCCCAGCUAAAAUCCAGUUAUACCUAUAUACAUACAUAUAAUUGUAUUUUAUUUCUACACGGGUCUAAUUUUUGUAAUGCAUGUUUGAUCUGUUUGAUAAUUACAGAAUUGAUGUGUGUAUAAAAACACCUCAUCGUCACUUACAGUAUUUGUGUAUGGUUAUUUUAUAGAUGAAUUGCAUUUGAGCAUUGCAGAGAGCUGCUUUGAAGGUUGGGUGAAUUUUAAGAGAACAGAGACUCUAGGUCAAACUGAGCUCAUGACGUCCUUUGUAAGGACUGAGCGGUGAAGUACUGGGUCAGAACAAACUGAUACAAGCUUUACUUGACCUUCCUCAGAGAUACACUGUUACAUUGAAAAGAACAGGAGCCCACAUGAUGGAGCUGUGGGUUUCAUCAGUGUUGGAGACAUUCUGAUCAAUGAGAAAUCAAUACACAACUUCAGUUUGUGUAUACGUGUGUUGUGUGGUGAGAUGAAAUCUGUUUAUGAGACACUACACUUGGAGAGCAUAAAGAGGGUUUUCAUAAGAUUACUGACUCUGACAACAAACAGCAUAACGUGGAUUUUAUAACUUCUUUGAAAUCUCAGAAAUUGUCAGCAAAAACAGAAAAGAAUAAAAUUGUUUUAUUAGCAUGA
Molecule: messenger RNA, 4358 nt
Organism: Triplophysa rosa
Lineage: Eukaryota; Metazoa; Chordata; Actinopteri; Cypriniformes; Nemacheilidae
Gene: wwtr1
Product: WW domain containing transcription regulator 1
Exons: 6
Coding region: 296-1471 (391 amino acids)
Biological process (GO): positive regulation of transcription by RNA polymerase II; hippo signaling
Cellular component (GO): nucleus; cytoplasm
Molecular function (GO): transcription coactivator activity; transcription corepressor activity; protein binding
Source: RefSeq, a predicted model, not a curated record